Messenger RNA from Mytilus californianus (California mussel), 2456 nucleotides. RefSeq names its product C2 calcium-dependent domain-containing protein 4C-like. NCBI's taxonomy places the organism in Eukaryota, Metazoa, Mollusca, Bivalvia, Mytilida, Mytilidae. The transcript has 5 exons. The record is from RefSeq and is a predicted model, not a curated record. Bases 166 to 2187 code for a protein of 673 amino acids.
AUUAGGACAGGUUUACAGGUCCUCAUAUAAAAGCAUAAUAUCGGCAUCAACACAUCAUAACAGUUCUAUAUUUCCCAGUGGCAAACAAUUCACUGAUUGUCAAGAGGUUUAGAAAUUUCUCGAAUAAAAAAGAAUUUAAAUAAUUCAAACGGAAAUAGCCAUGUGAUGGAAUCAAUGAAAGAAGUAAAGGAGUGGUUCUUACAAAAAUGUCGUCUCCUACAAAAUGGUAGCAACAACGAAAAUAUGCCAAAUCCAAGUGAAAGUUUAUUUCCUGGAGGAAUGACCCCUAAAACAAUUCCGGAUUUCGUCAUUCCAGGCUCUGGAGAAAGCUCAAGAAGACCUAGUUCAGAGCUUGGUUUGUUUGAAGAUGACAUAUCAUGCAGGUCAAGCUCACAACGAAGUAGUAUUGGGUCAUGCAGAUCCAGCCCAAGAACCUCUAUAAACGGUUCUAUACCUGGACUUUCAGUGCCUAAAAAUACUGAUAUAUGUCGAUCCGCCCCAGUUUCUCCAAAACAUGAAUCUAAGCCUAUUAUAGCGUACAACGACAAUUCACAAUCUAUGGGAUAUUUAGAAAAUAUAUCUUCUGAAACAAAUGCUGAUCCUCUAUCGAUAGCUGCCAUGUCUCUACCCCAUUUCCGUGCGAAAACUUCAUUUGGGUUUACUACAUUAUCACAGAGUCCACAUACUCGUCGAAAGGAGUCAUUAUUUCACACAGGAAGUGAAGGAUUACUAUCUCAAGGUGAUAGAAAUAGAUUAUCAGUUUUGGAAGCAUUAAAAGUACGAUGCAAGUCAGAAGUUCUGAACGAUUUUGAAAAACUGGAUUUUGAAGCCUUUCAAAAAUCAAAAAUGUCGUGUACGCCUUCUGUAGUUGUCACACCUUCUUCGAACGUGAAUCGACCUAAAUAUGAACGAUUAUACGUCAGUCAUCUUUCACCUUCACCAAGGUCAAAUUGUCUGCAAGUACGUACUGGGAGAAAAGAGAAAUAUUUCAGACGUCGUUCAUCUUUAUUUGGGUUGGAAGACUCGCCGGUGUCAUCAGAAGAAUCCAUACCAGAAAAUGUUUCUUUAACCGACGACAAUGGUCUCCCGACGUCGUGCCUUCAGCCUGGGAAAGUAUCAGGUUCUCCUAAUACUAAACGCCAUUCUUCUCCUCAGCUACUUGAGGAUGAACCAUCUUCAGAAAUGGAACAAAAACCGAGAUCUAGUUCGUGUGGAUCCUUGACAAAAAACCAAAUUCCUAAAACCCAGUUUCUUGCAGAAUAUGGGGAACUUAAGUUUGCAUUUCAUUUCUUAGCAGCUUCAAGACUGUUCAAAGUUACAAUAAUCAAAGCUGAAAAUCUUGGUGGUUUGACGAAAACAGAGUAUAAUAUAAAUUCAUACUGCAAGGUAUAUCUGAUGCCCGGAAAGAUUCAAAAGCAGACAACGGACAUGAUAAAACAUACCAAAAAUCCAAUAUUCAGCCAUGAGUUGACUUUUCAUUCACUUACACUUGAGCAAUUACAUGCAAUGGUUUUAAGGAUAAAAAUAUUACAUAAAGCACAUAACCUGAAACUCCCAGAAUUUCUUGGUCAUGUAGACGUUAGUUUGGACAACUUUGAUUUGAUGACAGAAAAUAGGAUGUGGAAAGAAAUUGAUGGAAAAAAGGAGAGAGAGGAUAUUGGUAGUUUGGAAGUUUCAUUGAAUUUUUUGCCACGUGAAGGAAAUUUGAUAGUUGGAGUAAAGCAAGGAAAAGGGCUCCCUCAUCACCAGAUCACAGGACCACCAGUCGGAUUAUUACUUCCGCCCUGUAGAUUUGGAAGUAAGGCACACUACAGAUACCGUCGUUUUUGUGAGUGGAUAAAAGCAUGCAAACGUUUUAAUCCCUAUGUCAAGGUAGAGCUCAGCCAACCAAACCGGUCAGUUUCAAGAAAACAGACGAAAACAAAGAAAAACACAUCCGAUCCGAUUUACGAUGAAACAUUCAAUUUUUCAAUAUCGCCGAAAAUGGAUGAUCUUGCCUAUACAACACUUACAAUUGCCACUUACGAUCAUGAAAAACUGAGAAGUGACGAAUUGAUUGGACAAAUAAAAUUUGGUGUUGGUGCUGUUCAAGAAGGUGAAAUAGACAUGUGGGAAAAAUGUAUAAACUCACCAGGGGUAGAAAUUUCAGAAUGGUUGUUUCUGAUGGACAAUGAUGAUAUAAAAUAAGAAGAAAGGUUUUUCACCGAAGUGUCUGUUUUGUUUUUUAAACAAGUUGGUGCUAUUUGUAUUCUUUGAUUAUUUUACGCUGCAUAUCAUUAUACAAUUUUCCGUGUGUUUACGCUUUAAAAAGACCUGCAUGUUUGAAAGGAAAUUCAUGAUCAUGCGAAACACUUUUUUGUUCACAAAAGCUUCAUCCACAAAUUAUUUAUUAUGUUUUUUUCAACAGCUAUAAAUGUUUUAUAAUUUCUGAUAAAAUAAAAGAAAUACGAAGUUCA